Molecule: messenger RNA, 1194 nt
Organism: Pelagomonas calceolata
Lineage: Eukaryota; Pelagophyceae; Pelagomonadales; Pelagomonadaceae
Source: the annotation of a GenBank genome assembly
AAAAAAACGUGCUCGAGGCGCCCCGUUUCAGCAACCUGGAUUCACGCGUUGGCUUAGCAAAAGGACGCUCCCAGCGCACAUUUGAAGCGCUGCAAUUCAACCACAAAUAUCGAGAUUUGGCUGUGCCCUCGGUAGCUGCCGACCUGCCGCAGCCAAAAGAUAGAUAGAGCCGCAGCCGACAGAUCGAGCAGGAGACCCCAAAAAGAAAAACACAACCAUCGCGCUCGGACGCCUCCGCACGCGCAACGUCAUGGCCCAGCGCAAGCCGCCGCACGCCCUGGAGGUCCAGGGCCCGCCCGCGCGGCGGCGGCCCGGCCCGUCGCUCCUCCGGAAGGCGUGCCGCGCCGCGCUCGGCGGCGGCGCGCCGGGCGCCGCGGCCAUGGUCCUCCAGGUGCUGCUGCUCAUGUGGCUCCGCACGACGAUCAACAUCCAGCUGGCCACGGGCUCCGGCUUCUUCGCGACGAUGCGCCACCUCUACCGCGAGGGCGGCGUGCCGCGCUUCUACCAGGGCCUCUGGAUCGCGCUGCUCUCCGCGCCGCUCGCGCGGUUCGGCGACACGGCCGCGAACGAGGGCGCGCUCGCGCUCCUCGAGGCGUCGGCGCUGCCCGUCGCGGCGAAGACGAUCGUCGCGUCGUGCUGCGCCGCGCUCUGGCGCAUCUUCAUCUUCCCCUUCGACACGGUCAAGACGACGCUCCAGGUCAGCGGGGGCGCCGCGCUGCGCGCGAAGAUCGCCGCGGGCGGCCUCUUUUCCUUGUACGGCGGCGCGCUCGGCGCGUCCUUCGCGACGCUCGUGGGCCACUACCCCUGGUUCGCGACGAACAACGUCCUCGAGGGCGCCGUGCCGGACUUCGGCCCCCGGCUCAAGCUCGCGCGGCGCGCGCUCAUCGGCUUCGUCUGCUCCGCCGUGUCGGACACGGUGUCGAACAGCAUCCGCGUCGUCAAGGUCUACGUCCAGACGUCGAAGGUGCCGAUCGGCUACGCCGCGGCCGUCUCCGAGGUCCUCGCGGCGCGGGGCCUCGGGGGCCUGCUCUGGUCGGGCCUGCCGGCGAAGCUGCUCUGCAACGGGAUCUCGUCCAUCGUCUUCUCCGUGGCCUGGAAGGGCCUCAUGGAGCGCUACAAGAAGGCGAACCCGCCGAAGCGCGACGACGGCGAGGACGUCGAGCCGCUCCUGCCCCGGUAAUUUUGGCAACUUAA